Molecule: messenger RNA, 3653 nt
Organism: Aaosphaeria arxii CBS 175.79
Lineage: Eukaryota; Fungi; Ascomycota; Dothideomycetes; Pleosporales
Product: transcription elongation factor Spt5
Exons: 3
Coding region: 205-3279 (1024 amino acids)
Biological process (GO): regulation of transcription by RNA polymerase II; regulation of DNA-templated transcription elongation; transcription elongation by RNA polymerase II
Cellular component (GO): DSIF complex
Molecular function (GO): mRNA binding
Source: RefSeq, a predicted model, not a curated record
CUGCUCUCACCCGUCCAUCACCCUUUCUUCUUAUCCUCUCAACCCCCUCCUCUCAUUCUAUUACAGGAGCGCGAACGUGUAUUUUCAGAUUCCAACCUCCCACCACCUACAUUGCAACCUCGCCACCGUGUCAACUCCGCAUCACAGCCAGCUCCUCUCGCGCAAGCUCCUCGACCCGUCGCAGUUUCACUGCACCACAACAUCAUGUCUGGCUACGACAACCGUAGUGGGUCAGAGUCAGACGAUGAUGACUUCAAUCCCGCGCCCGAGAUUGAUGAUGAGGAUGUCCGAGCGAGCAAUGCUGUAAAGCGAAGGCCUGCCGUAGAGGAUGACGAUGACGAAGGUGAUGAGGAACCUUCUGCGCCCCGAAAACGCGUGGACGAUGAUGAAGAGGAUGAGGAGGAAGAUGGAGGAGGCGACGACGAUGAAGAGAACGAGGAUGACGAGGAGGAAGAGGAAGAGGACGAGGAUGAGGAAGACGUAGUGCAACGCCCACACAAGCGCAGGAAGAAGGCAAGGCGAAACGUCUUCCUCGAUGUCGAAGCCGAAGUCGAUGACGAGGAAGACGAGGAGGAGGAAGGUGACGAUGAGGUCGUCGAUGAGGUACACCCGGACGAUCUUUUGGAACAAACCGCUGCCGAUCUUGACGACCGCCGCCAUCGCGAAUUGGACUUGAAGCGACAGGCCAAUGAUCAACAAGAUGCCGAACAGAUUGCGAAACAAUUUGAAGAGAAGUUCAGGCGGAGACAAAUGCAAGCAGCCUCGCGAGGUGCAGCUGGUGCCGUUCCUCUCUCUCUGCCUACUGUCAAUGAUCCCUCGAUCUGGGCUAUCAAAGUCAGGCCAGGCAAGGAGAGGGAGAUCGUCAUGGCCCUUACAAAGAAGAUCGACGAUUAUGCGCGAGCUGGUCGACAAAUUGGAGUUUACUCGGCAUUCGAGCGCGGCGGUACCAUGACGGGCUAUAUGUAUCUUGAGGCAGAUGCGAAACAGGAUAUGCUCUCCCUCAUCGAUGGUGUCCAGAACAUAUUCAUGAGCCAGCCACAGAUCGCUAUCGAGGUCAAAGAGCGACCGGAUCUGCUUCGGAAACGCAAGCGUACGCCUCUCGAGGAAGGAAAAUUCGUCCGCAUGGUUCGUCCUCCUCUAUACCGUGGUGAUUUGGCAAAAGUUGUGGAGGUGCACUCAAAUGGUCUUGACUGCACCGUCCAACUCGUGCCUCGUCUGGAUUACGGACUCGGAGAGGAUGCAAAUGCUGCCGAUGGAGCCAAGCGCAAGCGUCCCAUGUUUGGUCGAACCGUCGAACGUCCGCCCCAGAAGCUUUUCAAUGAUGUCGAAGCCAGAAAGAGGCACAUGAAGCAUCUCAGUGUACAGGGGUCUGCUGGAUCUCGGCAUUUCACUUAUAAGGGUGAAGACUAUCAAGGUGGCUUCUUGAUCAAGGAUGUGAAGGUCAACUUUGUCAGUGCAGAAAACGUCAACCCCAAGAUGGAAGAGAUGCAGUUCUUUGCCGUCACAGGUGCCGAUGGAACGGAAACAUUGGAUCUCGUAGCUGUUCAAGCUGCCCAGAAAGCUGCUCAGUCAGGAUCUUCAUUCAUCAGUGGCGACAAUGUUGAGAUCUAUGAUGGUGAGCAGAAGGGCAUUCGCGGUACUACGGUGUCCGUCACGGGCGACAUUGUUACACUCAAAGUUUUAGAGGGCGACCUUAAGGGCAGAAGCAUUGAAGCCCCAGUGAAAACUCUACGAAAGCUUUUCCGCGACGGUGACCACGUGAAGGUCAUUGGUGGCAGCAAAUAUAUCGAUGAAGUGGGUAUGGUCACGAAGAUACGCGAUGAUAAGGUGACGCUGCUUUGCGAUUCUACCCAAACCGAGAUUACGGUGUUCAGCAAAGACUUGAAGCGUGCUGCCGACUCUGCUACACUGGGAACUGAUUCCAAUUUCGAGCUAUACGACCUGGUGCAGAUUGAUGCUGCUACUGUUGGGUGCGUCAUCAAGGUCGACCGUGAGAUCUUGCGUGUUCUUGAUCAGAACGCCAACGUCCGAAAUAUCCUGCACACCCAGGUCUCCACUAUUGUUGGCAGGAAUCGUAACGCCGUUGCUACCGAUCGUGACGGCGCCGAGAUCCGAAAUGACGACACUGUCAAAGAGCAUGGUGGAGAGGGGAGACAAGGAAAGGUCAUUUACAUUCACAGAGGGCUUUUGUUCGUCCAGAACCGAGAGAUCCUUGAGAAUGGCGGUCUCUUUGUUGUUCGAGGCCAAAACGUCACUACUAUGGCGGCUAAGAGUGGACGUGCUCAAGCAUCUGGGCCUGAUCUCUCCAAAUUGAAUCCUGGCAUGCAGCCACAAGGUCCAAAUGCCGGUGCUAUGCCUCCUCCUCGCUCGAUGGGUCGCGACAAGAUGAUUGGCAAGACCAUCGUCAUCCGUAAGGGACCCUACAAAGGUCUCCUGGGUAUCGUGAAGGAUACAAAUGGAAGUGACGCUCGCAUUGAACUGCACACGAAGAACAAGCAGAUCACAAUCAAGAGGGAGCUACUCACCAUUAAAGAUCCUCUCACUGGCCAAAGCAUGGACUACGGCGGUGGCAAGUUCCCCAACAGAUCGCGUGGAGGAGGCUAUCCCGGCGCCACACCAAACCACAACAGUGGACGCACUCCAGGCUGGGGAUCGAAACGCGAUGGCCCUUCGUGGGGUGCAACACCUUCAGGGGGUCGUACUCCAGGUUGGGGUGGGGUUGGAGGUGGCCGUACUCCAGGAUGGGGCGGCGGUGACCGCACAUCAUACGGAGGAGACGGAAGUCGAACGGCUUAUGGCGGCGACGGAUCUCGCACUGCAUAUGGCGGUGACGGUGCAAGAACUUCAUAUGGCGGCGGAACAUCCUAUGGUGGAGCAACAACAUCUUAUGGCGGAAACGAUGGCGCACGAACCGCAUACGGCGGAGGCUUCCAUGCUGGUGGACGCACACCAGGUCCAUCCUGGGGCGGCAACUCAUCAUCAAACUCCAGGACCAAUCUUUCUGCACCCACCCCAGGAGGUUAUAGCGCCCCAACCCCAGCUGCUUAUGCCCCUACACCAGGCGACUAUGGACUUACGGCCCCAACGCCUGGCCCAGUAGACGCGCCUACGCCCGGGAAUUUCACUGCGCCUACACCUGGCAAUACCACUGGUCUGUCGAAGGGUUAUGGUGGAUACGGGGCAGCUGCGACGCCUGCUGCAGCACCGACACCAGGAGCCUGGGCGGCGCCAGAGACACCCGCACCGAGCGGUUAUGAUGAAGAUCCCAGGUAUGACUAGAGGAGUUUGGUGUCUUUCGAGAUAUAACCAAGACCUUCUCCAUCAACCAAAGUCCGUUUGUACAACAUGUGCUUUCGCUACCUCAAGAAAAGGGGGUAUGCGUUUUUCAGUAUUUUUGCCCAUAUCUGUUCAUCUUUGCAUUGCGGGCGUUAUAAGGGGGAAAACGUCCAACUGCCCUAUAAGCCCAAAGAUUGCACCGACCAGAGGCUCAUUUUGAGGAGAGACAUAAACUUGCCUUGUGCAUCGUUUUGAUCCACGGGGCGAUUGAAGGAAUUAUUUUUGCGUGAUAGGAUUAUAGCAUUCUUGAAUCGAGCAAUCGAUCUAUUUGUCCUAGUUUUUACUGUCAAAUCCAUACCAAAUUUCAAAGCUUGGUC